UCGCCAAUCGUAUUGCAAGUUUUCCCGUUCGGAGCUCCAGAAUCGAGCACCUAGGGUUUGAAGUAGAAAGUUUACUUGUAUCACGAUGGCGAUGGCGGCCCUGCGCAGGGAGGGGAGGCGGUUUCUGCUCUCAUCGGCCUCCUCCACUCCAAUUACCGCUCGAUCUGCGAUCUCAAACGACAGAGAAUCAUGCCUGUUUGGUGCACGCUCAAUUUCCACUCAAAUAGUUAGAAACAGAAUGAAAAGCGUUAGGAACAUCCAAAAAAUCACCAAGGCAAUGAAGAUGGUUGCAGCCUCUAAGCUGCGUGGAGUUCAAACUAAGACAGAAAAUUCACGGGGCUUGUGGCAACCAUUUGUUGCUCUUCUUGGAGAUGGCUUUAGUGUUGAUGUGAAGAAGAAUGUUGUCAUCACUGUUUCCUCUGACAAAGGUCUUUGUGGGGGCAUAAAUUCCACAUCGGUUAAAGUGAGCAAAGCUCUUACCAGAGUGUAUUCAGGCCCAGAAAAAGAAACUAAAUAUGUUGUUUUGGGUGAGAAGGGGAAGGCCCAAUUGGUGCGUGACUCAAAGAAUAGAAUUGAACUGACCAUAUCAGAGUUGCAAAAGAAUCCUUUAAAUUAUACACAGGUUGCUGUUCUUGCUGAUGAUAUCUUAAAGAAUGUAGAAUUUGAUGCCUUAAGAAUUGUUUUCAACAAGUUUCACUCUGUUGUCUCAUUUCCACCAACAGUUUCAACAAUUUUAUCCCCUGAGAUUGUUGAGAAGGAAUCUGAAGCAGGUGGAAGGCUUGGUGACUUGGACUUGUAUGAGAUAGAAGGAGGCGAAACAAAAUCUGAAGUGCUUCAGAAUCUUUCUGAGUUCCAAUUUUCUUGCGUACUGUUUAAUGCUGUCUUAGAGAAUGGUUGUAGUGAGCUUGGUGCACGCAUGUCAGCCAUGGACAGCUCCAGCAAGAAUGCUGGUGAAAUGCUUGACCGCCUCACUCUUACAUAUAACAGGACACGCCAAGCUUCAAUCACUACAGAGCUUAUUGAGAUCAUAUCAGGAGCGUCAGCUCUGGAAGGCUGAUCCUUCAAAGGAGUUGUUCUACCUUUUUUUAAAGAGGAAGGGAGUUGAGAAUAAAUGCUCUUAAGCCAUGUAAGUACUGGAAAUAACAUGAUACUUCUCUCAUUUUUUUCAACAUGUUGGGAUUUUUUUUUCUAUUUUCUGUGUGUUUUUACUGCAAAUGAUUUUGCUGGUUUUUCCAGCAAUCUUAUUUGAGUACUGAGCUUUAUGAUAAUGAUGAAAUCCUGAAAAAGAAUAUUUUAUGUUGUUUAUAAUUUUCAACUAAUCAAGUAUGGAUUACCACUUUUGGAAAUGCAAAAGAGUUUCUUUUUU
Dendrobium catenatum is the source of this 1366-nucleotide messenger RNA. Its product is annotated as ATP synthase subunit gamma, mitochondrial. Gene Ontology annotation, biological process: proton motive force-driven ATP synthesis. Lineage: Eukaryota; Viridiplantae; Streptophyta; Magnoliopsida; Asparagales; Orchidaceae. The coding region runs from base 86 to 1057 and encodes 323 amino acids. Gene Ontology annotation, molecular function: proton-transporting ATP synthase activity, rotational mechanism. The transcript has 9 exons. The record is from RefSeq and is a predicted model, not a curated record.